AUGCCAUGUCACAAUCAGCAGCUGAACACUAUCAGCAGUGGCCAGGAGCACCCGAUGAAGCAGGUACGGUUCGCAAACAGCAGCAGCAGCAGCAGCGCCGCCGCAGCGCCCGACUCUGAGCCCUGCGAAGCCCCCAUCCAGCCUGCGAGCCCCGAAAACCUGGGACCUCAGCUCAAGCUGCUUCCUCUCAACGACCAGAUCCGCGAACUGCAGACCAUAAUCAGAGACAAGACAACCAGCAGAGGAGAUUUUGUAUUUUGUGCCGAUCGACUGAUCAGACUAGUAGUUGAAGAAGGCUUGAAUCAGCUCCCCUACUCAGAGUGCACUGUGACCACUCCAACAGGCUACAAGUAUGAAGGUGUCAAGUUUGAAAGGGGCAACUGCGGAGUCAGCAUUAUGAGGAGUGGUGAGGCCAUGGAGCAGGGUCUUCGGGACUGCUGCCGCUCCAUACGUAUUGGCAAGAUUUUGAUCCAGAGCGACGAGGAGACACAAAAAGCCAAGGUCUACUAUGCUAAGUUCCCUCCAGACGUGUACAGAAGAAAAGUGCUGCUCAUGUACCCCAUCCUUAGUACAGGAAACACUGUGAUCGAGGCGGUGAGGGUGCUGAUAGAGCACAGAGUCCAGCCAAAGCAUAUCAUCCUUCUAAGCCUUUUCUCCACACCUCACGGGGCAAAAUCUAUAAUUCAGGAGUUUCCAGAUAUCACCAUUUUAACAACAGAGGUCCACCCAGUUGCUCCAACACAUUUUGGACAGAGGUACUUUGGCACUGACUAAACCAGGGACAACCUGAGGAACAUGAUCUGUGGUUUGUUUUGAUUAUAUUUUUAUGCUGACGUGUUUAUUUAAAAUAUAUUUCAUGUUCUCCUUGUUGUGCCAAACACUGCUACUAUCUCCAAAGUUCAUCAAUCAAUAAAAAUUAUUUAUAUAUAUGUAGGUAUACAUAUAUAUAUCAUCACUUAUAUUUAUGUUUUUUGCUGUCAAUACUGAAAACACAGAAUCACUUCAGCGUUCAGGUUGGAUCAUUUUAUUUCGCAUGUUACAUCAACUGAUGGAUCAAUAAAGACUUUAUAUUUGUAAACAGACAGAACAGCAAA
Messenger RNA from Betta splendens (Siamese fighting fish), 1094 nucleotides. It is a transcript of the gene uprt, whose product is annotated as uracil phosphoribosyltransferase (FUR1) homolog (S. cerevisiae). Lineage: Eukaryota; Metazoa; Chordata; Actinopteri; Anabantiformes; Osphronemidae. The record is from RefSeq and is a predicted model, not a curated record. The coding region runs from base 1 to 774 and encodes 257 amino acids. The transcript has 7 exons.